AUGUCCAUGGACAGCAGAAAGAGGCCAGCGGGUUUCUCCAACUCUGGGAACCUGGUUUACUGGUCCUCCUCGUUUCCGCGGCAACCAGCCAGGGUCCUGAUCGUGGAGGCGCUGCCACCCUGGUGGUCCCAAACCUGCGCGGUGCUCUGUGACGCUCUGGAGAACUUCCUGUCCCUGGCCUGUAGUCUGGAUGGACCCUGUCGGAUACCGCUGCUCAGCCUGUACGCUGUCAGCAGGCAGCAGGAAUGUCUACUGCCCCUUGUGCAGGUUGGUGGUAACCUGGCGCGGCUGCGUUCCUGUGUCGAGGAGCUGAGGACUAUUCCAGGUGAAGGUUGUGUCAGAGGAGCAGCCAGAGGAGGCGAGCUGCUGCGUCAGGCAGUGCUUGACAGUCUGCAGCAGUUUAAACAGUACAUCAGACACACCAACACUGGCAGCCAGGCCAGCAACAAUAUAUCUGUGGAGGUUACGGUGGUGACCAGCCAGCCAGGGCGGGGUGUUGUCUGCCAGUUGGAGAAGGGGCUGAAAGAUGCCGACCUGGUGUCACUGAAGCGGCUCCUGGUGGUGCAGAUCUAUAGUGCGGCUGACUGGGGCCAAGACAACCACUCACCUAAAGCCACGCACACUGACACUGAAGACUCUCUGAUGUUGGGGACGGAGGUCGACCUGCAGCGGGUGGAAAACAGCGUGUUCGCCAUGGAGACGGUGUUGAAGGCGUGGCUUCAAGAGCAGGGAGGAGACAGAGAGCACCUCCACCUCCUGCUGCCCAGCCCCCCGCACGAUCCCACUCCAGUGUGUGUGAAGUGUGACAUGCAGGAGCGUCUGAUAAGCCCCGCUCUCAUCCCCCUGAACCCCAACCUGGGAGUGAUGACCGAGAGCAUCCGGGACUUCCUGCCUGUCACUAAGGGAUCAGCCAAUCAGAGCCAACCGCCACGGAGACUGAAAGUAAUCAAGACACUGCGAGCAGACGGAGUGUGUGAGAGUGUGUUGUACGGCCUGCCGCUGGUGAUCCGCCCCACCACCUGCUGGCAGCUGGACUGGGAUGAAAUGGAGAGCAACCACAACUUGUUCCACGCUCUCUGCCACACGCUCAGGAGUCGGGACCUGUUCCUGCUGCUGCAGGUGGAGCCCGCACAGAGGUCUGCAGCUGGAGGCUCAGGUGUGUAUUCUCACUACGUCCUGCAGCCAUCCCCGUCUCUCUCCUUCCUCCUGAAGCCUGUCGUCUGCAGAGAGUUGCUGCUGCCCUGCUCCCUGCCUGUCUCCACUCAGCAGCCUUCACCUGACGCCAUGCACACUGUUCAGGGUUGUCUCACUCAGCUGGAUGAGGAGUGUGUGUUCAACCCUCUCUCUGUGAGCAGUAACCUGUACCAGCACCUGAGGAGCAGAGGUCUGCUCUCACAGCCUCGAUACCCGUACAGGCUGCAGAAAGGAGAAGCCCACAGGGACCAGUGUCAACCACUAGAGGGCCCUAAAGCCUCAGCCAGCAGACAGCGGCAGCCACAAAAUCAGGGUCGCCAGCUGGGAAUGAACAGCAGGGUCCGAGCCACUGUGGCUCCCCUGCCCUCGACCUCCUCCUCCUCCUCCCUGGGACUUCCUCCUGCUAAGGCCUCUCGUCCGGCUCUGAAGCUCCUCAGCAGCAGCAAUGGAAGCCGUCGGGCCCCGGCCCCUUCUCGACAGGAGGAAGACAACGGUGAUGAUGACUCCAUAAUAACACAGUGA
Cottoperca gobio is the source of this 1716-nucleotide messenger RNA. It is a transcript of the gene m1ap, whose product is annotated as meiosis 1 associated protein. Lineage: Eukaryota; Metazoa; Chordata; Actinopteri; Perciformes; Bovichtidae. The transcript has 11 exons. The record is from RefSeq and is a predicted model, not a curated record. Gene Ontology annotation, biological process: male meiosis chromosome separation; spermatogenesis; meiosis I. The coding region runs from base 1 to 1716 and encodes 571 amino acids.